GUGCGUCGUAAGGGAAAAAAGCAAAAGGAAUGAAUGAGGGAGACAGCGGCGGGAGGGAAGGGAGCUCCUGAGAAGAGCUGAUGAUGCAAGCAAAGAAGCUCGGCGGUCGGGUAAAAGGAACAGCGCCCCCAUCCAGCGGGUGAAGUGAGGAGUGGGAGGUGCGAUUGACAGCUACUGAAAGGAACAGCCACUGUGAACGUUCCAGUCCCAGCAGAGGGAGGCACUCUGGAAGAGCUUGGUCCUGGAAGCCAGAGUGGAGGUUGCAGUCGCCACCAGCUGCAAUAGUAGCUAGCCAGCAAGUAGCAGCAAGCAAACCACCGCAGUCCUGGCUGGGAGGGAUCUUGGAGCAAGCAGGCAGGCAGGAACCAGAGGAGGAGGAGGAGGCUGGCUCGAUCCAGAUCCAGACCCAGGCAUCGUGGAAGCAAUGGAUCGGAAGAGGUGGGAGUGCUCAGCUCUCCCGCAGGGAUGGAAAAGGGAAGAAGUGACCAGAAAAUCGGGGCUCUCUGCUGGCAAGAGUGAUGUCUAUUAUUAUAGUCCAAGUGGGAAGAAAUUCCGCAGCAAACCUCAGCUGGCCCGUUACUUGGGUAACUCCAUGGACCUGAGCUCGUUUGACUUCCGAACAGGGAAGAUGCUAAUGAGCAAGGUGAACAAAAACCGGCAAAGGAUGCGCUAUGACUGUUCAAGCCAAACCAAGGGUAAACCUGAUCUAAACACCACACUUCCUGUGAGGCAGACAGCUUCAAUUUUUAAGCAACCAGUCACUAAGAUCACAAAUCAUCCCAGCAAUAAAGUGAAGACUGACCCCCAAAAAGCAGUUGACCAACCCCGACAGCUCUUCUGGGAAAAGAAACUAAGUGGCUUAAAUGCCUUUGACAUUGCAGAGGAGCUGGUGAAAACAAUGGACCUUCCAAAGGGUUUGCAAGGUGUGGGACCUGGAUGUACUGACGAGACUCUCCUUUCAGCCAUUGCCAGUGCCUUGCAUACCAGCACAAUGCCCAUCACUGGACAGCUUUCUGCUGCUGUUGAGAAAAACCCCGGGGUCUGGCUAAACACUUCUCAGCCUCUCUGCAAAGCCUUCAUGGUGACUGAUGAAGACAUCAGGAAGCAAGAAGAGCUGGUUCAGCAAGUGAGGAAGAGACUAGAGGAAGCCUUGAUGGCUGACAUGCUUGCUCAUGUGGAAGAGAUAGCCAGGGAUGGUGAGACACCUGCAGUAAAGGGUAACGAAGAAGAAGAAGAGGAGGAGGAGGAAGAUGGUGAUCGUGUACAGGAAAUGGAGAAUGUAUAGUCCAGGGUGUUUUUUCCAAGAACUAGCCUGCACUUGGUCAAUGCAGAGGCAAGUGCAUCUUCAAAAUGCCGUGCACUAACUAUAUCUGCGUGUGUGAAUGUGUUUGGCUUCAGUUCACAAGAAGCUGAAGGGACCAGUCAGACUGAGUAGUUUGAAGAAGAAUUUGCUGAGCUCAGUUUUUUUUUUCUUUCCUCUGCCCCCUCAUUUUUCUCUUAAAAAGUAUCAUGGGGCAAUAGAGGAAUCAAAAAAGUUAUUCACGAAUUAUGAACAUAAUCCCUUUGUCUCAUUUCCAGACUAGCAAUUGAAACAGGUUUCCCAAGUUUCUUCUAAUAGUGUCUGAACAUGCCCUAAACGAAUUGGCUUAGCCCAGAGAUGCCAGGAAGAAAUUCUGUCUAAGUUUUCUCUACAUAAUUGAAGUCACAUAUAACAACAUAUUUUUGGUGAUAUAGGUAAGCUAUUCCACUUGUAAAAUCUUGCCAUGGGGUCUUCAUUUUCUGACCUGAUUAUUUAAUUUGGGUUCGUUUUAUUUGCUUU
Molecule: messenger RNA, 1819 nt
Organism: Pseudonaja textilis
Lineage: Eukaryota; Metazoa; Chordata; Lepidosauria; Squamata; Elapidae
Gene: MBD3
Product: methyl-CpG binding domain protein 3
Biological process (GO): negative regulation of transcription by RNA polymerase II; DNA methylation-dependent constitutive heterochromatin formation
Cellular component (GO): nucleus
Molecular function (GO): methyl-CpG binding
Source: RefSeq, a predicted model, not a curated record